GAUUCACCCUUAUUACUUCCUGUAAAGCUUCAAUGGAUAGACCGUACAUUUAAAAUAUUAGACACUGAAAAAAAGGAUAUUUACAUAAACGAGAAAUAUUAGAAAUGAUAAUAUAUUAAGGGGUAGAAAGUCAUAAAUCAUUAAGUAAACUACUACAAUAACUUAAUCAAAUAGAUGAAACAGAACACAUAACUAUAAAUAGAUUCAAGGAAAUGAUUAUAGGCUAACAUUUUUUCAAAAGAGUUCUUGAAUCAGACCUUGUAUUACCUUCAUUUUUUCGUUUUUGUUAAAACUUUAAAGAUUGUUAUCAAAAAGUGCUUGCCGACCCCUAAUAUAACGAAGGUAAAGUAGCAGACUACAUUGCUCCUUUAGAAAAAGUAAAUCCAGAAUAUUUCGCAACCAGUUUUUGUUCAACAGACGGAUAAUUUGUCUAAUUUGGAGAUAUCGAUUAAAAAUUUUCCAUUUAAUCAAUUGGAAAAGUAGUUUCUUAUGCUUAUUUAUAUGAAUUAAUAGGGGAAGAAGUACAUAAAUAUGUUGGCGAAGAGCCUUCUGGUUAAAAAUUCAAUGCACCUAUAUUCGAUGAUUUAGGUAGACCACAUAAUCCAAUGAUUAAUACAGGCGCAAUUAUGGUUUGUGCACUUCUAAGGCAUCAUAAUAAAAAUAUUUAGCAUAUAAUUAAUUUUUAUGAAGAAGCAAGUAAUUAUAUACCUGUAAUUGAUGAAGAACUUUAUUAAGAUGAAAAACUUACUGGAUAUACAAAUCAUGCACUUACUUCUUUAAUGUUAGCAAACGGAGCUUUCCCUAAAAAGGCAAAUGCAAAAGAACAAAAAAAUUUCGCAGACGAUGCGCUUGAUUUAUAUUUUAAAUUAUGUUCUUUAUUAGUUGAUGUGCGUUCUUUAGCCAAUUUCGGAGCCAUGUGUGCUAAUAAUGGUAUUAAUCCUUUCAAUGGAAAAAGAGUUUUAUCUCCUAUAACUAUUAAAGCUUGUGUAACUUUCAUGACAACAUGCGGAAUGUAUAAUGGAGCUGGAAAAUUCACUAAAAACUUCGGAGUUCCAUCCAAAAGUGGAGUUUCUGGAGGUUUAUUAACAAUAAUUCCUGGUAUAGGAGCUUUUGCAAGUUGGUCCCCCCGCUUAAACAAGGAAGGAAAUUCAGUCAGAGCAAUCGGAAUUAUUCAAAAACUAAACGAAAUAUAUAACAACUUUAAUCUUUUCCAUAAAGAAAUAGAAAAGAAAGACGUUACAAAGAAAUCUUUUUAAACCACAAUCUAAACAACAAUAGCAGCCUGUUCAUGUGCUUCAAUAGGAGAUUUAGAAGGCUUAAAUCGUUUAAGUAAUAUUUGCGUAUCUUUAGAUUAAGGAGAUUAUGAUAAUAGAACUCCUCUUCAUUUAGCUGCUAGUAGUGGUUAUUUUGAUAUAGUAAAAUACUUAGUAGAAAAGGGAGUUGAUUUCAAUUGCAAAGAUAGGUGGGGUGCUACUCCUUUAAAUGAUGCUUCAAAAAAAGAAAUUACUGAAUAUUUAGAAUCUAAAGGUGCAAAAUAUGGUAAUGAAUAGAAAGAAUAUUAGAUUGUUUAAGGAGAUCCUUUUAACGAUGAUAAAUAUAGAUUACUAUACGCGGCUGCUGAAAAUGAUUUAUUAUUAAUCAAAUCUAUGCUUGUAUAGGGAAUUAAAAUUGAUUGCUAUGAUUAUGAUGGAAGAACUGCUUUACAUUUAGCAGCUUCUUAAGGAAAUAUAGAUGUUGUUAAAUAUCUUGUAGCUCAUGGAGCUAGCUGUACUUUUAAAGAUGCUAGAGGCAAUAAUCCGUAUUAUGAUAGUGUUAGAUAAAAUUAAUAAGAAGUUAAGAAUUUCCUGAUGUAAAUAAGUACUGAUAAAAUAGGGGCUAUAAGAAAAAAAAAUAAAACUGUUGAUUAAGGUAAAUGA
Messenger RNA from Ichthyophthirius multifiliis, 1916 nucleotides. RefSeq lists its product as hypothetical. The transcript has a single exon. Gene Ontology annotation, molecular function: protein binding; glutaminase activity. Gene Ontology annotation, biological process: L-glutamine catabolic process. The record is from RefSeq and is a predicted model, not a curated record. NCBI's taxonomy places the organism in Eukaryota, Ciliophora, Oligohymenophorea, Hymenostomatida.